Molecule: messenger RNA, 915 nt
Organism: Propithecus coquereli (Coquerel's sifaka)
Lineage: Eukaryota; Metazoa; Chordata; Mammalia; Primates; Indriidae
Gene: LURAP1
Product: leucine rich adaptor protein 1
Exons: 2
Coding region: 87-806 (239 amino acids)
Biological process (GO): positive regulation of canonical NF-kappaB signal transduction; positive regulation of cytokine production
Source: RefSeq, a predicted model, not a curated record
CUCGGCUGUAGCCGCGGAGAAGGGAGGACCCCUGGGAGCGGGACCCCGGCGUCCGAUCGCCCAGCCCUGUUCAGGCUUGGGCCCGCAUGGAGGGGACAGUGGAGUCCCAGACACCUGACCUGCGAGACGUGGAGGGCAAGGUGGGCAGGAAGACCCCUGAAGGGCUGCUCCGCGGGCUGCGCGGCGAGUGGGAGCCAGGAAUCUCUGGCGCCCUGCUGCUCCCGGCUGAGCCUAGCUCGGGCCACGGCCUGGGGGACAAGAUCAUGGCGCUGAGGAUGGAGCUGGCUUACCUGCGAGCCAUCGAUGUGAAGAUCCUGCAGCAGCUGGUGACCUUGAAUGAGGGCAUCGAGGCCGUGCGCUGGCUGUUGGAGGAGCGGGGGACGUUGACCAGCCAUUGCAGCAGCCUCACCAGCAGCCAGUAUAGCCUGACAGGCGGGAGCCCCGGCCGCUCAAGGCGAGGCAGCUGGGACAGCCUGCCAGACACCAGCUGCACUGACCGGCUGGACAGUGUCUCUCUUGGCAGCUUUCUGGACACGGUGGUCCCCAGUGAGCUGGAUGAACAGGCCCCCCCUGGGGCUCCCCGUCCUGAGAUGGACUGGGCAAAGGCUAUACCUGGUGGGGAGAGGGGCAGGACUGAGGUGGACCUGACGGCCACCAGGCUAGGGAGCUUGAGGGCCGUGUGGAAGCCCCCAGGGGAGGGGCUCCAAGGUGGACCACCUGAGUCACCAGAGGACGAGAGUGCCAAGCUGGGCUUCGAGGCCCACUGGUACUGGGAGCCGUGCCAGGACGAUGUGACCUUCUUGUAACAACUUUCCCACCCUUUUGUAUUCCUGUGGCUCUUUCAUCUCUUGGCCCUUGUCUCCCCCAAAAUUUAUGCUCCCUCAAUCUGGGACUGGGAAGAAGCUGCACUGAAAU